Messenger RNA from Musa acuminata AAA Group (dessert banana), 2041 nucleotides. RefSeq names its product pectinesterase-like. The transcript is spliced from 3 exons. Bases 89 to 1882 code for a protein of 597 amino acids. The record is from RefSeq and is a predicted model, not a curated record. Gene Ontology annotation, biological process: cell wall modification. NCBI's taxonomy places the organism in Eukaryota, Viridiplantae, Streptophyta, Magnoliopsida, Zingiberales, Musaceae. Gene Ontology annotation, molecular function: pectinesterase activity; pectinesterase inhibitor activity.
UCAGCACUCGGAUUUCUGAGGUCAAAUCUGCAGAUGGGAUGGCGGCACAAUUAAGAUUGCAGAUAUCUGAUCCCUAUGCUGCCGAACAAUGCAACACCGUACAACAUCUCAUGUGGGCGUGAAUGACCGUAAAGCUCCUACAAGCCGCUUAUAUAUACCUCAUGGAAGCUCUCACCAUCGCCAUCAUCCGAAGAAGAUCCAGAAGCUCUGCAUCACACUUGGAAGAAACAUGGCUUACUACACCUUUGCCUUCUUCCUCCUGUUCUCCUCCUCCCACCUUUUCGUUCGUCCCACUCGCUCCAACAUCCUCCCGUCUGUUCCCAUCGACCGUUCCACCGCAUGCAACUUGACGCUCGACCCCGACUUCUGCAACACCGUCCUCCCCCAUCGAGGCUUCCACAACCUCUACGACUACGGUCGCUUAUCCCUCGCGAAGUCGCUCUCCACUGCCAAAGAGAUGCUUGACUCGAUCAACACCUUCCUCGCUCACCCCUCGGUCUUGCCGCCGAACGCCAUCUUGGCGCUCCAAGACUGCAGGCUACUGUCGGGCCUUAACGUCGACUUCCUGACGGCGGUCGUAAAUACAUUGAACGACACCAACUGCCUCCUCGACCACCAAGCCCAGAAGGUGCACGCCAUCCUCUCAGCUAUCCUUACCAACCACCAGACCUGCUAUGAUGGCCUGCAAGUGGCGGCGUCCGCGUGGUUCAUCAGGAACCUCGGCACAGUUCCUCUGUCCGUCUGCAGCAAGAUCUAUGGUCUUUCCCUUUCGCUCUUCAAGAACUGGAUCCCAAAACAAACGUGUAGUAGCCACUUCGGGGUUGGUCGGCACGGCGAGCUGCCGCUGAGGAUGUCGGCCCCGAAGAGAGAGUUGUUCGAGAGGUGGAGCGGCCGGCGGCUCCUUCAGACCACCGACUCCGUUCUUGUGCACGACGUGGUGGUUGUUAGCCCAGAUGGCAGUGGGAACUUCACGACGAUCGGAGACGCCGUGAACUCGGCCCCUAAAAAUCUCAAAAGCAGCAAUGGCUACCACUUGAUAUACGUCGCCGCCGGAGUCUACCAGGAGUACGUCGUCAUCCCAAACCAUACGACGUACUUGAUGAUGAUUGGCGAAGGGAUCAACCAGACGGUGAUCACCGGAAACCAUAGCGUUGCUGAUGGCUGGACCACCUUCCACUCUUCCACCUUCGCCGUCAUGGGAGAAGGAUUCGUGGCGAUGAACUUAACCUUCCGAAACACCGCCGGUCCAAUCAAACAUCAAGCGGUCGCGGUCCUCAACGGCGCAGAUCUGUCCACCUUCUACGGCUGCAGCAUCGAAGGCUACCAAGACACGCUGUACACCCUCUCCAAGAGGCAAUUCUAUAGGGACUGCGACAUCUACGGCACCGUGGACUACAUAUUUGGCAACGCGGCGGUGGUGUUCCAGAGCUGCAACGUCUACUCCCGGCUGCCCUUGCACCGGCAGAGCAACGCCAUCACGGCGCAAGGCCGGACCGACCCCAACCAGAACACCGGCACGUCGAUGCAGUUCUGCAGGUUCCUCGCCGCAGGUGACCUGACCUCCAGCGACGGGACGUCGAAGACGUACCUCGGCCGGCCGUGGAAGAAGUACUCGAGGACGGUGAUCAUGGAGUCAUUCAUGGAUUCGUUGAUCGAUCCUGCGGGCUGGCUACCAUGGAACGGCAAAUUCGCGUUGGAUACGUUGUACUAUGCAGAGUACAACAACACCGGCAAGGGUUCCGACACGGACAACCGUGUUACCUGGCCAGGAUACCAUGUCAUUAGCAGCGACGACGCCAUGAAUUUUACUGUCAGAAACUUCAUUCAAGGGGAUAAUUGGCUACCGCAUACUGGGGUAGCUUAUGACAGUGGAUUGUUCUAAUUGACUUAUGGUUGGAAUCGACUCCAAGUAGAACUCUUUCACGGUUCCGUCCAUUUGUUAUAUUUGCUGCUCAAUAAAGAUAUUGAAUGGUUCUUCUCCUGAGAUACUUAUGAAACCAGAUGUAGCUGCAUUCGGUACUACAUAUUAGCAGAAUUGCAU